AAAAAGUGUGGUUGGUAGCAGUGAAACAAGAAUUUCCGGUUGUCAGUUUCUCUUUUAGCAGCGUGUCAUGGUGGAGUAGACAUAACCUAUCUCCACAAAUAUGCAGAUCUUUGUUAAAACUUUAACUGGCAAGACCAUAACUCUUGAGGUCGAGCCUUCCGAUACCAUCGAAAAUGUCAAGGCUAAGAUCCAAGACAAAGAGGGAAUCCCACCGGAUCAACAGCGUUUAAUUUUCGCGGGAAAACAACUCGAAGAUGGGCGCACUCUUUCUGAUUAUAAUAUUCAGAAAGAAUCAACGUUGCAUUUAGUCCUAAGAUUGCGUGGUGGGGCUAAGAAGCGUAAGAAGAAGAAUUAUUCAACUCCAAAAAAAAUUAAACAUAAGAAGAAGAAGGUUAAGUUACCUGUAUUGAGAUUUUACAAGGUGGAUGAUAAUGGAAAAAUCCAUAGAUUGAGAAGAGAAUGUCCAAACGAACAGUGUGGGGCUGGAUGCUUUAUGGCUGCCAUGGAGGAUCGCCAUUACUGUGGGAAGUGUGGAUAUACUCUUGUUUUUGCUAAACCGGAGGAUAAAUAAAAACGUUUUUCUUUAAGAUUAUGUAAAAUGUAUUUUUAAAAAUUUGACUUGUCGAGAAUAAACUUGACAGGCAGAACA
Messenger RNA from Onthophagus taurus, 649 nucleotides. RefSeq names its product Ribosomal protein S27A (gene RpS27A). Gene Ontology annotation, cellular component: ribosome. Gene Ontology annotation, molecular function: structural constituent of ribosome; protein binding. Gene Ontology annotation, biological process: translation. NCBI's taxonomy places the organism in Eukaryota, Metazoa, Arthropoda, Insecta, Coleoptera, Scarabaeidae. The record is from RefSeq and is a predicted model, not a curated record.